AUGCGGAUGCUGGGCACUGAGAUCGACAAUUCCCUGGCAACAGCUCGCUCCGUCGAAUCUUCGCCAGGAAAUAUGAAGACUCUGUUCAUGAUAGCGGCGGCCGCACUAGUGCUGGCUCAGGCUGCGUUGGGCCUGCCCGCGGCGUCCUCGGCCAAUGACAAGUACCUUCAAGUGAAGCCGAUGCUUCAGACAAAGCCUGAGGUCAAGUCUCGUCCAAGUGCGUCGCAGUUGAAGAAACUCCAGUCGCAGGUCGACAAACCCAAACUCGGCAAUCUCAACGCUCCGCCAAUAAUUCAGCCGGUUGACGCGGGCAAGUCGUCUCUCUCCUCGUCUGACAUCAGCAAGCAGAUCGUGGGCGGCUCGUUGGCCACCCUCGGACAAUUCCCGUGGCAGACGCUGCUCUACAUUGACAACGCCUGGCUGUGCGGAGGUUCCCUGAUCCUCUCGCAAUGGGUCAUGACGGCUGCCCACUGCACAGGGGCCGCGUAUGACGUGAUCCUGGGCACCAUCAGCCAGAGCACCCUGUCCUCCGGCUACAUGUGGCUCACCUCGACGGUCAACUUCACCCACGAACUGUACGAUCACAACACCCUGGCCAAUGACAUCGCCCUCGUCAAGCUUCCCUCAGCAAUCACCUUUACCGCCACAAUCUCACCGGUGAGGUUGCCGACCAUGACCGACGCUGCCAGAAACCUGACGGGCCUCUUGUUCACUAUCAGUGGCUUCGGCAGGACCUCGGACACCUCUUCUUCCAGCCCCGAUCUGAGGUUCACUCAGUUGACGGUCGUUUCAAAUGCGGUUUGCGCUUCUUACUACGGCACUGGAUCCAUCUUCGCUUCGCAAAUUUGCACCAAACCAACUGGCACUUCCACGUGUCAGGGUGACAGUGGCGGACCUCUGGUGUUCAAGGACGCCGGCACCAACAACCUUUGGACGCAGUUCGGCGUGGUGUCGUUUGGCGCUGCUGCAGGGUGUCUGCAAGGGUACUCAGGAUACUCCAGAGUGACCUCCUAUCUCAGCUGGAUGUCCACGAAAAUCGGCCAAGAUUUGUCCGGGACAACAACCCUGGGAACAGGAUCGACCACGCCACCGCCGACGACUACAACUACAAAACCAACUACAACCACCACAAAACCAACAAGUACUACCACCAAGACGACAACAAAAACAACAACUAAAACCACAACUAAAACCACAACCAAGUUGACCACGAAGGCUGUGGGAAAAUAAAGCAACAACUUCUGAAUGUAUCUUAUUCUGAUUUUAAAACAA
Molecule: messenger RNA, 1272 nt
Organism: Neocloeon triangulifer
Lineage: Eukaryota; Metazoa; Arthropoda; Insecta; Ephemeroptera; Baetidae
Product: brachyurin-like
Exons: 8
Coding region: 1-1230 (409 amino acids)
Biological process (GO): proteolysis
Molecular function (GO): serine-type endopeptidase activity
Source: RefSeq, a predicted model, not a curated record